UCCUGUCUGCGCCUGCGGAAUCUCAGUUUGACCCCGGAAGUGCCGGCGCUGUGGGAGCUGUCAUCGUGGACCGCGGCGGCUGUGGCGGCGGCGGUACAGCGCCGGCAGGGGAGCCGCCGAGGUCCCCACACUGGACACUCCCAUUACUGUCUUUGGAAGGAGGGUCAAUGCAGCACAAUGCCAGCUCUGCCCCUGGACCAACUCCAGAUCACCCACAAGGACCUGAAGACAGGGAAGCUGAGGACUUCACCAGCGCUGCACCCCGAGCAGAAGGCAGACCGGUAUUUUGUGUUAUACAAACCGCCCCCUAAAGACAACAUUCCCGCCCUAGUGGAGGAGUACCUGGAACGCGCCACCUUCGUAGCCAAUGACCUCGACUGGCUCCUGGCCCUGCCUCACGAUAAAUUCUGGUGCCAGGUUGUCUUCGACGAGACUCUGCAGAAGUGCCUGGACUCCUACCUGCACUAUGUCCCCCGAAAGUUCGACGAGUGGGUGGCCCCGGCCCCUGAGGUCGUUGACAUGGAGAAGCGCCUCCACCGAAGUGUUUUUCUCACCUUCCUUCGCAUGUCCACUCACAAGGAAUCCAAAGAUCACUUCAUUUCCCCCUCUGCUUUUGGAGAAAUCCUCUACAACAACUUCCUGUUUGACAUCCCAAAGAUCCUGGACCUCUGCGUGCUCUUUGGAAAAGGCAACUCCCCGCUGCUGCAGAAGAUGAUAGGAAACAUCUUUCUCCAACAGCCAAGUUACUAUAAUGACCUGGAUGAAACCAUGCCCACCAUCCUUCAGGUCUUCAGCAAUAUCCUCCAGCACUGUGGUUUGCAAGGGGACGGGGCCUGCGCCACACCCCAGAAGCUUGAGGAGAGGGGCCGGCUGACCCCCAGCGACAUGCCUCUUCUGGAAUUAAAGGACAUCGUUCUCUACCUUUGUGAUACGUGCACCACACUCUGGGCCUUUCUGGAUAUCUUCCCUUUGGCUUGCCCAACCUUCCAGAAACACGACUUCUGUUACAGGCUAGCUUCCUUUUACGAAAUAGCAAUUCCCGAACUGGAGUCUGCAAUUAAGAAGAGGAGGCUUGAAGAUAGCAAGCUGCUAGGUGACCUGUGGCAGAGGCUCUCCCAUUCCAGGAAGAAGCUACUGGAGAUUUUUCACAUCCUCCUGAACCAGAUCUGCCUUCUCCCAGUCCUAGAAAGCAGCUGUGACAACAUUCAGGGCUUUAUCGAAGAGUUCCUUCAGAUCUUCAGCUCCUUGCUGCAGGAGAAGAGGUUCCUCCGGGACUAUGAUGCGCUCUUCCCCGUGGCCGAUGACAUCAGCCUGUUGCAGCAGGCCUCGUCAGCCUUGGACGAGACUCGGACCGCCUACAUCCUCCAGGCAGUUGAGAGUGCAUGGGAAGGGGUGGACCGAAGGAAAGCCACCAAUGCCAAAGACCCACCGGUGGCUGAGAAUCCUAACAGGGUCGUGGAGGCGGCGGAGGCGGUCAGCAGACCGUCAUCGCUUCCCCAGAACUUGGAGGAAGAGGAGUGCCUGGGGGCAGCGGCUGCUCCAGGCCCCGCCGUGUGUGGCGUGGAGCUGGACUCACUCAUCUCCCAAGUGAAGGACCUGCUGCCAGACUUUGGCGAGGGCUUCAUCCUGGCCUGCCUGGAGCACUACAGCUAUGACCCGGAGCAGGUGAUCAACAACAUCCUGGAGGGGCGGCUGGCCCCUGCCCUCAGCCAGCUGGACCACGGCCUAGACAGACAGGUGAAGCCAGACCCGACUCCCCUGCUGGCGUCUCGUCACAACAUCUUCCAGAAUGAUGAGUUUGACGUGUUCAGCAGGGACUCAGUGGACCUGAGCCGGGUACACAAGGGCAGGAGGAAGGAGGAGAGCGCGCGGAGCCUGCUGAACGACAAGCGGGAGGUGGUGGCGCAGCGGCGGCGCUACGAGCAGUACAGCGUGGUGGCGGAGGAGGUGCCAGUGCAGCCAGGGGAGGACUCGCCUUACCGCGGUGACGACUACGAGGAUGAGUAUGAUGACACAUAUGAUGGCAACCAGGUGGGCGCCAACGACGCAGACUCAGAUGAUGAGCUCAUCAGCCGCAGGCCCUUCACCAUCCCUCAGGUGCUGAGAACCAAAGUGCCCAGAGAAGGGCAGGAGGAGGACGAGGAGGAGGAGGAGGAGGCUGAGGACGAGGCCCCCAAGCCUGACCAUUUUGUGCAGGACCCUGCAGUGCUGCGGGAAAAAGCAGAAGCCAGGCGCAUGGCCUUCCUGGCCAGGAAGGGGUACCGGCAUGACAGCUCGACGGCAGUGGCUGGCAACCCCCGGGGCCACGGGCAGAGCCGAGAGACAACACAGGAACGCAGGAAGAAGGAAUCCAGCAAGGCCACACGAGCCAACCACAACCGGAGAACCAUGACUGACCGCAAAAGAAGCAAAGGCAUGAUUCCAUCCUGAGGCCACUGCGCCAGGGCUAGCCGGACCUGCCAGGCUGAGGUACCGUAGCCUGGGGCCUCCUCGCCAGUUGGCCCCCUGCCAGGCCCCAAGUUCAAGUCCACCCCUAGACAGCCUCAGCUUCGCAGCCCCUGAGAAGGCCGCCUCAUCGUCUGCCAGCCAGCCGUGAGCGCCAUCCUGCAGAACACACAGUGCCUUAUCCACAGCAGAGGAACCGAGCGGCCAGCGCGCAGGUGCAAGGGACGGGGUUGGAGCCCCAAGGCCAGCCCCCAAACCUCGUGCAGCCGGACACCACGUCCCUUUCUCCCUGGACGGCAGGAAACCUGUGUAUUCAAAAACAAAAAAAACCACAAAAAAAGCCCUGCGAAUAAAGUUUUGACCCUUUCAAGAAAUGAUCCGUGCUGGGCCUGUGACCCACUCCCCCUGUGUCCUAGUGCUUCGAUGACAGCCGCCGUCAGGAGAGGAAGGCGGCAGGGCGGUGCUCUUUUCAUCAGCCUUUCAUGCUUGCCUCUCAUUUUCACCCCUCCUGAUCUCGCUCUGCCUCACUGUGUGGCCCAGAGAACAUCACUCCCUUCUCUGAGCCUCCGGUCCCUGCCUGCGGAAGCAGGGGCUGAGCGUGUGAGGCCCUGCAGUCCUUUCCGUGAGCUCGUUCAGUCCCCACGACCGCCACCCUAGGAGGUAGGUAGGUACGAUUUUCAGCCCCAUAGUACAGAUGAGGGAGGCCAGGCACUGAGAACUGCAGGUGGCUGCCCGCCCACAGCCAGGAGGUGCGAGAACAGGGAUUGGACACCCAGUCUGACCCCUGGCCUUUUCAGGGUCCUGGGCCCCCAUGGGUGGUGUCAUCUCCAUGUCAUAGCUGCCCAAGGAUGGUGGGCCAGUGGCCGAGCCAAAACCAGAACUCAGUGCCUCCUGGUUGCACAGACGUUCCAUUAAAUCCUCCAAAAUCAAGGGGUCGGAGACAGGAAGAAACAAGUGACGAUGUCACUACCAAGUCCUGUUGAAGCGAGUGGGACUUGGGCCUUGUUCCUCAAAGCCCCCUCCCAGGCAUGGCCAACCAGCUCCUAGCAUGGCUGCAGCUGCCAGACAUCCGAUUCUUGGGCCGCCCAGAAUGUGGCUGAUCGGUGGCAGAUCAGCAGCAGGGCAUUUGCUGGGCUGACCCCCCACCAGCCUGGCCCGGAGUCCAUCAGUGGAAGCCAGGGCCCCUGCCCAGCUGGACCCUGACAAAUCACCCUAGAUGCUAGUGCAAUUUAUUUGCACGUGGUUAGCAUGAGAGUCUGAAGCAGCGAGGCAGACAGGCACUUGAUGAAUUGGUUUUGUUAGGUCAGCCUGCACAAGUGGAAAUCAAUAGCAAUUCCUCUGUCGAGCCAGUUCUCUCGGUGUGUUUGAGAUGCAGAGCAGAUAUGGAGGUGGUGUCCUCUCCUCGCGCUGUCAAAUUAGCUGAGAUCGGGCCCAGGGACCGCCGUCCUGACAGGCAGCAGGAAGACUCUGUUUCCUCCUGGAGGCAUUUGCCAGGGACCCAGCUCAGUGGCAGGCCCAUUUUUUUUUUCUCUCUCUGAGCUGCUCAAGCCCAGCCCUUGGCCCUGGAGCGAAGUAAGAUGGGUUGGGGGGGCUCCUGGGCUUUACCUGCCUUACCUGUUACUGUUUAUACAGCCCCUCACACCUUCACUUGUCAUCUGUACCUCCUGACCACCUGGAGUUCAGGCUUCACGUUAGCCUCCUGGUUUAAAGGAUUUGAGAAGACGGGGGAUUUUUGAAAUUUUCCAGAAAGUACUGCCAGGUCCAACUUAGUCUCCCUUGAAGAAUCACCUCAAGGUGAUUUUCCAUUUCAGAUCAUGGGGGCAUCCUUUCGGGCUUGUUUUGGAAACAGCUCAGGGGUCAUCCAGAAUAGUGCUGGCAGACGUACCCCUUCACCUCUUGGGGCCUCAGUUUUCCUAUAUAUAAAGUGGGUACAUUGGACCAGAUGAAUGGUUUCCACUUGGUGCCAAUUAGAUCCACCGAGGAGGCCCCAGGGUUUAAGAUGGGCAGCAUUAUAAGUGAAGUGGGGUGGAGGCUCUGAACCCUGCCCACUCAGUCACUGGGCCCUACCACCCCCAUGACUGCUCCUAAGCAGGAAUUUUCUAAGUGCCUUCUCUGUACCCUGGCAGAGAACAUGACUAUCACAGGCAUUUCCCAGGAAGCUUUUAAGACCUUGUGCCUCCAAGAGGACUUAAGACUUGAGUGUCUUUGUCUCCAGUCCAUGAUUGGCAGUGACGGUGGAGAUGUCAGUUUGAACAGUGCACCUGUGCCUCUGUGAGGUGGGUGGGCAGAGCCAUUCAAAGGGGCCCCGGCAGCCUAGGGAGGGCAAGUAACAUGCCCAGAGCCCAUGGAUACAGAUCCUUUCUGAGUGGCCCUCUGAGAUGGCUAGGUGCAGUUUGGAAGAGUAAAUACUUGGCAAGAACCUGCCUGUCCCAGCCACACCAGAAGCUUGGGUUAAAUAAUACAGGGAGAGAAACAAACAAACAAAACUAAAAGUUAAACCCACCAAAAAUGCAGGGGGGUGUUGUAUAGCUCUUUAACAUGAUGUCAAUGAAUACUUGGUAGCAACAUGAGAAACUAAAUAUUCAAGAAUUUUUAAAAAAAUUUUAAGAAUAAAUGUUAAAGCAGAAUACAUGGUAAUGCACCAUGAUUGUGAAAAUGUUAGGAAAAAAUUUUUUUGCAUUUUUCCAAGUCUGGAAGGGAAUGUGCAUAACUGAAAAUGAUGAUAAGAGCAUGGAUGACAAUGGUGGUGAGACCACAAUUAUUUGUAAUUAGAAUAAAAAGCACUUACCGUG
Molecule: messenger RNA, 5237 nt
Organism: Balaenoptera musculus (blue whale)
Lineage: Eukaryota; Metazoa; Chordata; Mammalia; Artiodactyla; Balaenopteridae
Gene: ASCC2
Product: activating signal cointegrator 1 complex subunit 2
Exons: 21
Coding region: 178-2430 (750 amino acids)
Biological process (GO): regulation of DNA-templated transcription
Molecular function (GO): ubiquitin binding
Source: RefSeq, a predicted model, not a curated record